GCUUAGUUGAGUUAAAAAUAGUCACAAAUAUCGUCCAUCGUCCCAUUAAUCAUGCAUGAUUCAUCCAUGAGAAUGGGGAGAAAUGAUCAGCUUCUUUGGGUUCUGAUCAGGUGUUAUGCGUGCUUUCUGUUGUUAACAAUUUCAGUAGUCCAGAGCACCAAUUUCAGUAGCACAAAUAGAAUCAGCAAAGCCGGAUGCCAAAGUCAAUGUGGAAAAGUCACAAUUAUAUAUCCCUUCGGCAUCGGCCUCGGCUCAGGUUGUGCUAUCGACCCAUGGUUUGAAGUCACCUGCAACACUUCUUUCAACCCACCAAAGCCAUUCUUCUCAUCAGGGAUUGAAAUCUUCGAAAUAUCAAACAACCAACUUCGUGUUUCCACUAAGAUUGUUACCAGUUGUUAUAACAGUCAGGUGGGUCGUUUAUUAGUCCAUGGAGCAGACAAGGUUCAGGUGGAUCUACGCGCAACCCCGUACAUCGUCUCUGGGCUGAACAGAUUCACCAUCAUAGGUUGCAAUGACUUCGGUCUAAUUUCGGGUGAUUGCAAAGGUCGGAACUUUAGCAGUGGAUGCGGACCGAUCUGUCCUCAAGCAGAGGACGGCCUGGGGGGAGAUUAUUCUGGAAUUGGCUGUUGCGAAACGUCCUUUCCAGAAGGCGCUAUUAUUACACACUGUUCUGCUCGUCUGGGUAACUUUAAUAACCAUUCCACGGUUUACAAGUUCAACCCUUGUAGCUAUGGAUUCCUGGCUGAACAGGGCAGAUUCGUAUCUGGGGGUACUUUUGAUUUUUUUUUAUCUGAAUUUCAUUGAUAGGACCUUAGCCAGUGUUCCAGUUCUACUGAACUGGACAAUUGGAAAUUCGAAUUGCUCUACAGCGCAGAAAGCGAAAGAUUAUGGAUGCCGCGGCAACAGUUUUUGUGUUGAGACAUACACAGAAUCAGUCGAAAAUUUACUUAUUAGUAACUUAAAAAAAAAAUGAAGAACAAAAUAUGUUUAGGGUUUAAAUU
Messenger RNA from Oldenlandia corymbosa var. corymbosa, 1001 nucleotides. Lineage: Eukaryota; Viridiplantae; Streptophyta; Magnoliopsida; Gentianales; Rubiaceae. The record is from the annotation of a GenBank genome assembly.